Messenger RNA from Neofelis nebulosa (Clouded leopard), 3468 nucleotides. RefSeq names its product solute carrier family 25 member 27 (gene SLC25A27). The transcript has 7 exons. Bases 2632 to 3411 code for a protein of 259 amino acids. Lineage: Eukaryota; Metazoa; Chordata; Mammalia; Carnivora; Felidae. The record is from RefSeq and is a predicted model, not a curated record. Gene Ontology annotation, biological process: response to cold.
GGCCGGCUGGGUUGCGCCCUCUUCUUGCACACCUGCCUGGCAGAUGUGGCAGGGCGGGGGCAAGGCCGGCCUUGCGAGGACGACUGGAGGUCACCAAGGUCUUUUCCUUCCAAUUUCGUCUCCCUCAGAGGUGUGCCAUUGUGCCUGAGUGUCUACUCUUGGAAGCUUCAUGAGCGGUCAUUCCUCUGUAGGAAUCCUUUUCCCUUCCGCGAGGAUGACCUUCUAAUAAAAACACAAUCCACUUUUCAUCCUUACUGAGAUCAUCUGAUUCAUAUUACAUAGCUUCACUAGAUCAUUGUCUUUUGGGUCCAAGUUGUGGAACCAACUUGUGGGACUUACGUUAUUAACCAGUCACUUACGGAUCGUCUACUCAACAUCCGUCAGUUGUUCUCCUUGAGCUUAGCUCAUCUAUACUGUGAUUACCUUGCAGGAUUCUGAGAAGUCAAAUGCUAAGUCCAAAGCGGGGCACUUAUUAAUUGCAACAUUGUCAUAAUAGCUACAGUACUAGACUGUGGUGAUAGAGCUUAAAAGACUCAACCCUGACCUUACAGGCGGGUGGGGACACAUGCAGAGACAGACAGUUCCAUUGUGCUAAUUAUUAAUAAUGAAGAUAUCAAGUACCAUAAGAGCGUAGAAGAUGGACAGUUACAUAUGCAUAAGCAAGUCAGAGAAAACUCGAGACCACCUGGAGAGAAUUCGGAUGCCCUUGCAUGAGCAGGUGGCAUUCUUUCCAAGGAUUUUGUAAGCGGAGUGCCCAUGUGUUCCCUCUGAAGCCUUCUGUGUGCAUUUUAAGAAUACCCUUUCAUUUUCUUGCCUGUUGCGGGGCGGGGAGCAACGGCUUUGAUGUGUUACCGUUAGGCAAUGGUAGUUUGUCCUCUUGUGAAAUGAGUGUAUUAUUUUGUAUUUCUGCAGAGCCAGCACGGUCUGUUGUUUUGCCCUUUAUGCUCCUCCACUCUUGCCCUUUGGACCCUCUAUGUUUUCUUCAUUCUUUUCUAAAGCUGAUGGGAAAUUUUUGUUAUUCAUUGCUUUUAUUGAGAUACACUUCAUCGGCUUUUUAAAACAUGCAAAAUCAGAUUGCUGAAUUAGGUAUUUGCACUUCGUUUGUUUGCUGGCUUGUUUUUUAACUUGAUAGUUUCCCCCUGUGAGCAAUGGCUUUGGCACAGAACCCUUCCUUUUGUUAAAAAUUUGUGGAGAAUGGUGUGGGGGCUGGGCAUGAGAGGUGGGGAAAUCGGAGUAUGAGAUGGUUUGAGUACAAAACAAUUUAGGAUCGGAACCUGAAGCGUUAUUUAAGUAACCAGCAAGUAAACGAAAAUUAUUUUGAGAGGCACAUGGUAUAGACGUGCCUAUAUCAUAAGACUUUUCGGGGCUCAUCUGUUAAGAAAGCAUGGCUUAAAUUCUCUUCAUGCAAACGACUUCUGUUUUAGGGGAACUAUCAGCAAGAUAUUUUUUCCAAAGACCAGUGGUAAGAUUUAAUAUUCCCUUCCCCCCCUACUGUCUUCUCUUAGAAAAAGCGUAACUAUGGUUUUGUGUCAGGCUGUGGUCAUUGAAAAGACUCAUGUAAUGUCAAUAAUGUGCAUGAACUUCUCUGAAUCUGGUUAUUUAAGUUAUUCAAGACAUUAUGCCUAUAAAGUUAUGAGCUUGAUCUUCCUAAUGUGGGCCAGUUAGCUUCAUCGUUUCGAGGUAAAAUGUCUAGCUUGAAUUCAGAAUAUAAUUAUUAGAAAAAUUGUUUUCAAGUAAAGUGGGUACUUGUGAGGAGGCCAUACAUAAAACUUAGUGCUGGAAAAACGAUUCAGUAUGUGCCUUAAUCGAAAGUAUAUUGAGCAUGCUGCCCUUGUAUAAAAAGACAACAUUAUAAAUUCUGUAUUACAUCUUCCAUAUCUCAAACUUGGGGUCAGUGAGCAUCACCCAUGAAAUUAUAGAAUUCAGCUUCACCUGCAUUUAUUAGGAACCUGUCAUAAGUAGUAUAGUAUUCUAGAAGUCACAUUGUGUCCCAAUCAUGGUUGCAGUCAAGGGGGCAUCACAGAAUAUGAAUAUCUGAAGUUAUUCCUAUGGGAAUGCAAAAAUUAAGGACUGAAGUAUAUUUUAGGCUGAAAUUUCUGAGUAAAAAAAGCCCAAAUCUUGUCACUUACCCCCCCACCCCCAGUGAUCUGGGGGGUAAUCUGGGACAAUGAUUCUUAAAUUUGGGAGUGCAUAAGAAUCAGCUGAUUUCUAAACCCCCAUCAACCUACUGAGAAUCCAUAAGCAUGGGGCUGGGAAAUAAAUACUUUUUCACAAUUUCCCCAGCUGAUUCUGAUGUACUCUAAAAUUUGAGAACCGCCCAUCUUGUAGUGACUAAAAUAUUAGACCUAUGACUUUAGAAUUUUAGAAUUUUUGUUGGUUUCUCUGAAUGUUGCGGGUUUCCCCCUCAUUUUGUUUUUCUUUGUUAGCAACCUUUCCCCUCGAUCUCACAAAAACUCGACUCCAAAUGCAAGGCGAAGCGGCUCUUGCUCGGUUGGGAGACGGUGCAAGAGAGUCGGCUCCCUAUAGGGGCAUGGUGCGCACAGCCCUAGGGAUUGUUCAAGAAGAAGGCUUCCUAAAGCUUUGGCAAGGAGUGACACCUGCCAUUUACAGACACUGUACUCUGGAGGGCGCAUGGUCACUUAUGAACAUCUCCGUGAAGUUGUGUUUGGCAAAAGUGAAGAUAAGCAUUAUCCUCUUUGGAAGUCAGUGAUUGGAGGUAUGAUGGCUGGUGUUGUUGGCCAAUUUUUAGCCAACCCAACUGAUCUAGUGAAGGUUCAGAUGCAAAUGGAAGGAAAAAGGAAACUUGAAGGGAAGCCUUUGCGAUUUCGUGGUGUGCAUCAUGCCUUUGCAAAAAUCUUAUCUGAAGGAGGAAUACGUGGGCUUUGGGCAGGCUGGGUACCCAAUAUACAAAGAGCAGCACUGGUGAAUAUGGGAGAUUUAACCACUUAUGAUACAGUGAAACACUAUUUGGUACUGAAUACACCACUUGAGGACAAUAUCACGACUCAUGGUUUAUCAAGUUUAUGUUCUGGACUGGUAGCUUCUAUUCUGGGAACACCUGCUGAUGUCAUCAAAAGCCGAAUAAUGAAUCAACCACGAGAUAAACAAGGAAGGGGACUUUUGUAUAAAUCAUCAACUGACUGCUUGAUUCAGGCUGUUCAAGGAGAAGGAUUCAUGAGUCUAUAUAAAGGCUUUUUACCGUCUUGGCUGAGAAUGGUAACGUCAGGUUUUUCCUUUGUUUUUGUUUUCUUUGUACUUAAAUUGCUUUUAAUCUGUAAAUAUUUUCCCCUUUCUCUUUUGGUUUUUAGCAUGGCUCUGCCCCCAAACCACAAUUCUUUCUCUUUUUUUAUAUCUUUUUUUGUUUUCUUUUUACCUCUCCUCAGAGUCCUGUUACCUUUCUUGGUAGAAUAAAGUAAAAUAAUUCAGUUACAUCCAGAAAUAAAUAAGUUGAUAUUCUGUUGUUAUAAA